Humulus lupulus (European hop) is the source of this 1437-nucleotide messenger RNA. RefSeq lists its product as uncharacterized. The record is from RefSeq and is a predicted model, not a curated record. The transcript is spliced from 4 exons. Bases 274 to 1131 code for a protein of 285 amino acids. Gene Ontology annotation, cellular component: chloroplast. NCBI's taxonomy places the organism in Eukaryota, Viridiplantae, Streptophyta, Magnoliopsida, Rosales, Cannabaceae.
AAAAAAAUAAACCUCUCCCUCUGCCCCGAACCGCUCCAAAGUUCCAAUCUCAGACUGAACCCCUCUUUGUCUGUCUGUCUUUGUCGUCCGGCAAGUAAAGAAGCUAUCUGUUGCCGACGCCGCAAUUCACCAGCUUCAAGUGCUCCCCUUCGCCGAGCCUCUGCCCCACUCGCCGCUCACCUCUUCGACUUCGCUUCUCCUGCCUCCCUCAACCUCAAACGAGAUAAUGGUUAACAUGUUAGGAUUGUUGGAGAUUAAUGUUGUUGAGUGAAGAUGAACUCGGCUCAAAUUAAUGUCUUCCAGAGGCCCACGUUUUAUCUUGUGGGUUUCUCUGCAUCUCAUGUCCGAGUCUUAACGCCCAAUCAUUUACGUUUCCAUGGUGUGCAAUUUCCCUGGAAUUCAUUGAAGCUAAGCUCCUCUGCUGCCCCACGUGGCUUAAAUUGCACGCCUCUCUUGAAGCCCCGUCGUUCUGUACCUGUCUGCUUAUCAAACACUGGAGCUGGAGGUGACAAUGAGGGUUCUCCUCCAUGGAAAGCUUUUGAAAAAGUGGUGGGAAAUUUUACCAAAGGAAAUUCUAUAGAGGAUGUGUUACGGAAACAGAUUGAGAAAAAGGAGUUCUAUCAAGAUAGAGACGGUGGUGGUAUGCCCCCACCUGGUGGUGGUGGAGGUGGUGGUGGUCCAGAUUUCUCUGGUGGUUCAGAGGAUGAAGGUUUUUUUGGAAUCUUGGAUGAAACUCUGCAAGUUGUUUUGGCAACGCUUGGCUUCAUUUUUCUGUACAUUUACAUCAUCAAUGGUGAGGAGUUGAUCAAGCUGGCAAAGGACUACAUCAAGUACAUCUUUAAAGGAACUGAGAGUAUUCGUUUGAAGCGAGUCCUGAACAAAUGGAGAAGGUUCUUCAGGAAGCUAACUGAGAAAAAAGUAUAUGAUAAGUAUUGGUUGGAAAGGGAAAUCAUCAACACCCCAACCUGGUGGGAUAGUCCUGAAAAGUAUCGGCGCUUACUUAGAGAUGACUCAGAAACAAAAUCGCGUAGGCCUUAUGGGGAAUCAACUUUGUACGACUCUUAUGGAGAAUCAACUUCUUACGAUUCAUAUGAGGAAUCAUAUCAGGAUGGUCGGGAUGAUGACUAUUGAGUUGUGUUUUGAUUGCCUGUGGAAGUUGGCGGUUGAUUUGGUGAAAAUAUUUGUCAUGGCUCGGUUGUUGUAACUAAAAAUUGAGAAUGGAGAUCAACAUCUAAUGUUUUAAACUUUGAUGAAACCAGUAGCAAUUACAACAUAAAAUACGUGGUUUUGUAGGCUGUCUAGUUUAGGGACUUAGUUUGAACUAGCCAGCAAUUUCAUUGGUUUGUCAUACAAUGAAGUAUAAAUAUAUAUAUAUAUAAAUAUAUAUAUAUAUUUAUAUGGAUGAAGGUUCUAAUGCACUAUCCACCUUUGUUGCCA